Molecule: messenger RNA, 1934 nt
Organism: Lottia gigantea (owl limpet)
Lineage: Eukaryota; Metazoa; Mollusca; Gastropoda; Lottiidae
Exons: 16
Coding region: 31-1797 (588 amino acids)
Biological process (GO): transmembrane transport
Cellular component (GO): membrane
Molecular function (GO): ATP hydrolysis activity; ABC-type transporter activity; ATP binding
Source: RefSeq, a predicted model, not a curated record
CCAGACCCAAGUUUUGAUUGGAGUGAAUUUAUGAAACUGUUAUGGCCUGAAAUAUGGUACCUGUUAGCUUCUGUGAUAAGUGCUUUAGCUGUGGCUAUAGUGAAUGUCCAAAUACCACUCAUGUUGGGUGAAAUAGUGAAUGUUAUCAGUCAAUUUACAACACAAACAGCUGAGUUAUUUUUACAACAGAUUAAAGAACCAGCUAUUAGAUUGGUGAUACUUUACUCUAUUCAGGGUUUAUUGACAUUUUGUUAUAUUACACUGCUAUCAACAGUUGGAGAAAAUGUUGCUACAAGAAUGAGGAAGAAAUUAUUUGACUCUCUAUUAAAACAAGACAUAGAAUUUUUUGACAAACACAAAACAGGUGAACUUAUUGACAGAUUGACUUCUGAUGUUCAAGAUUUUAAAAGUUCUUUUAAAUUAUGUAUUUCACAAGGUUUAAGAGCUGUUACCCAGACUGUUGGAUGUAUGGCCACACUGUUAAUGAUAUCUGUAAAAUUAACAGCUGUUAUGUUGGCAGUGGUUCCAGCAAUAAUAAUAGGAGGCACUGUUAUUGGUUCUACACUUCGAAUGUUUGCAAAAGAUGCACAGACACAGGUUGCUCAAGCAACAGCAGUAGCUGAUGAAGCUAUAGGAAAUGUGAGAACUGUUAGAGCUUUUGCUAUGGAGAAAAAAGAAAAUGAAUUGUAUUCCAAUGAGGUAGAAAAGGCUGGUAAACUGAAUAUUAAACUAGGUGUUGGUAUAGCCAUAUUUCAAGGCUUAUCAAAUAUUGCUUUAAAUGGUAUUGUAUUAGGAACAAUGUUUGCUGGUGGUUAUAUGAUGUCAUUACAUGAAAUAACAGCUGGUGAUCUCAUGUCAUUUUUAGUUGCGACACAAACUAUAGAGAGAUCUUUAGCCCAUAUGUCAUUAUUAUUUGGUCAAGUAGUGAAAGGAAUUAGUGCUGGGGCCAGAGUGUUUGAGUUUAUAAAAUGUACACCCAGUAUUCCACUAGUUGGAGGGAAGACAAUAGAACAUAAAGAAUUAGAAGGAAAUAUAGAGUUUAAACAUGUUAAUUUCUCUUAUCCUACCAGACCAGGCCAGGUUAUAUUGAAAGAUUUUAGUUUAAAGAUUAAAGGUGGUCAAGUCAUGGCUUUAGUUGGUCUGUCAGGAGGAGGUAAAUCAACUGUUGCAUCAUUGUUAGAAAGAUUCUAUGAUAUUGACCAGGGGCAGAUAACUAUAGAUGGUGUUGAUAUUAAAGAUUUAGAUCCUACAUGGUUACGUGGUCAUGCAAUAGGUUUUAUUAAUCAGGAACCCAUUUUAUUUGCUACCUCAGUGAUGGAGAAUAUAAGAUAUGGUCGUCCAGACGCUACAGAUCAAGAGGUAAUAGAGGCAGCUAGACAAGCCAAUGCUGACAUGUUUAUUAAUAAAUUCCCACAAGGUUAUAAUACUGUAUUAGGUGAAAGGGGUGUUACAGUAUCUGGUGGACAAAAACAACGUAUAGCUAUUGCUAGAGCUUUAAUUAAAGAUCCUUCUAUAUUGAUAUUAGAUGAAGCUACAAGUGCUUUAGAUGCCGAAUCUGAGCGUAUAGUACAAGAAGCAUUAGAUAAUGUUAUUAAAGGACGUACAGUAUUAAUAAUAGCACAUAGAUUGAGUACUAUUAGAGAUGCUGAUGUUAUAGCUGUGGUAGCACAUGGUCAAAUAUUGGAAAUGGGUGACCAUAAUAGUUUAAAGAAAAGGAAAGGUCUAUACUGGGAAUUAAUCAAACAACAAGAAAUAGAACAGGAAAUAGAGGAAAUAGAACAUAAUAUAGAAUCAUGAUUCAACUAGGUCUUAGGUUUUUAAGUAGUGAAGUCUUAAUAUGUAUAUGACACUAUACCACAAAACUAAAUAUAUGAAUUAACAAUGAAAAAUAUGUGAUAUGUGAUAAACAGAAAUAAAUUUCUAGAAUGAUCUCC